AUGCGCGCGCUCACCAAGUACGCGCUGCCCUGGCUGGCAGGCGCGCUCGGCGCCCUCGCAUACGAGGUCGACUUCCAGGACACGGACUACUCGCGCCAGAUAUGUAGCGGCAUGUGGGGUGGCAAGGACACCUUCAUCAACGUGACAUUCGAUGGAUCCUCGCAAGGACAGGUCGCCAUGGUCAUCUACGAGUGGGCGGACUGGCAGUACCUCGGAGUAGAGACAUCCGUCACCGAGGACUACCUCCCCCAGAAAACCUACGUCUGCACCUCCAACGCCGCCCUCGCCGGCUUCUGCACGACAGACCAGCUCGGCAGAUUCAUCAUCGACCUUCCCGAGGGCAAGAACAUCUCGGACACCAGUUUCUGGUCCGCGCGCGUGCAGCUUCCAGGUUCAACAACCUCUGAGGGCUCAUCCUCGUCCUCCGAUACAUCGCCCGAACAAUCUUCCGAACGCGAUUUGGCGUUGAGGCAAGAGAAUUCGAGCCCGAGCGGAUUGUACACGUACACCGAUCCCAUCCAAUACAUCGUCCGCAACACGGGCUAUUAUUGCGUCGCCAUCGUCCCCAUUUCCGUCCAAUCUUCGCAGACCUCAGCCGAUAUUCGAUCACUUGAGGCUCGCCAAGAUGCCAACUUCAUCUCACGCCAAGACGACGAGACCGACGUCCCAUACCACCCCUCCUACAAGGGAACCGUGCUCUUCCGCAACAAAUUCGACGGCAAACUGCCUGCAGCGGAUUAUCCGAAGGUUAACUUCUACUUCGCCAUGUUCCUCGUCUACCUCGCCUUCGCUGGUGUUUGGGGCUGGUUGUGCUACAAGCAUAGGACAGAGCUCUUGCCGAUUCAAUACUACCUAUCCUCGCUCAUCGGUCUCAUCGUCAUCGAGAUGCUUGCUAGCUGGGCUUACUAUCGCUACCUCAACGCCCACGGGCGUGGCACGUCGUCGACCAUCUUUCUCAUCGUCGUCGCCAUCCUCGACGCUGCGCGCAACUCCAUGUCGUUCUUCAUGCUGCUCGUCGUCUCGCUCGGCCUCAGCGUCGUGAGGGAGAGCUUGGGCCGCACGAUGCUGAAGUGCCAGAUUUUGGCGGGAGCGCAUUUCGUGUUUGGGAUCCUUUACGCCAUAGGUAUCGUCGAGCUUGAGCUCGAGUCCGCGUCGGCGCUCGUGCUGCUCUUGUUCGUCAUUCCGCUUGCGUUUACACUGAGCGGGUUCUUGCUAUGGAUCAUGUAUGCGCUGAACGGCACCAUCAACGAGCUCCGUGCACGCAAGCAGCGUUAUAAGCUCCACAUGUUCGAGUUGUUGCACAGGAUCUUGCUCGGCGCUGUUGUUGUGAUCAUCAUAUUCUUUGUGGUCUCGUCGUUCUCGUUCUCAGGGCGCUUGGCAGAAGAUUACUCCGCCAAAUCCUGGCGCUCCCGCUGGUGGCUCCUCGACGGCUGGCUCGCACUCCUCUACCUCGUCGCCUUCGCCGCCAUCUCAUACCUCUGGCGUCCCUCCGAGCACAACCGCCGCCUCGCUAUGUCCGAAGAGCUCGCCCAGGACGAGGAGGACGCAGAGGACUACGACCUCGAGGCCCUCGAGCGCCGUGGCUACGGCCGCGCGCACGGGGAGGACGAUGACGACGAGGACGGGCAUCGAGGUAGGAGGAGAGACGACGAUGAGGCGACGCUCGUUGGCGGGGCGAGCAGGGGCGCGCCCGGUCCUGUGGUCGGCGAGGACGCGGUGGUGUUCGAGAUCGGGGACGAGGAUGAUGAAGACGAUGAUAAGACCCCGAAGAAGCGGGGGCAUACGGAGCGCUUGAGCGGCGAGCAAGGGAGGGGAGAGGAACGGCAGGGCCUGAUGCGCGACCGCGAUGACUAG
Schizophyllum commune H4-8 is the source of this 1854-nucleotide messenger RNA. RefSeq lists its product as uncharacterized. The coding region runs from base 1 to 1854 and encodes 617 amino acids. NCBI's taxonomy places the organism in Eukaryota, Fungi, Basidiomycota, Agaricomycetes, Agaricales, Schizophyllaceae. Gene Ontology annotation, biological process: retrograde transport, endosome to Golgi. The record is from RefSeq and is a predicted model, not a curated record. Gene Ontology annotation, cellular component: Golgi apparatus; membrane. The transcript has 12 exons.